AUGAAAGAUUCAAAAUCUGUUGGAAAAAAUCGUGAAGAAGGGUUAUCUACCUCACCACGCAUUACUUGUCAGGAUCUUUCAUCUACUUCUGACAAAUCAUUGAAAGAAAAGAUUUUGAAACGGAAAAAGGUGAACAAAGCCUUAGAAAUUUUUAGGGACUUGUCUCACAAGCUCUAUUGUGAGUAUAAGUCAAGUGAAGUUAAAAACUUGAAAGCAAAAACAAAAGCUUUGGUAGAAGCUGCAAUGUCUAUGAAAGAGAAGAAUCAAUGGGAAAACACUGGAAAGAGACUAGGGCAUGUAGAUGGAAUUGAAGUUGGUGACCACUUUCAAUACAGGGCUAAACUUAUAAUCAUUGGUCUUCAUCAACAAUUCUGCCGUGGUAUUGAUUUUUUGGAUAAAGGUGAGUUUUCUUUGGCAACUAGUAUCGUUGUGACUCAGAAGUAUGCUAAUGUUAUGAAGUCUAGUGGUUGUUUGGUUUAUGAAGGUCAAGGUAGUAACCCUAAGGUACGAACAACGUCCGUGCCUUGUGAUCAGAAAUUAGAAGGGGGAAAUCUUGCUUUGGUGAAUAGUAUCAAAGCUAGGAGUCCUGUUAGGGUUAUAUUGAAGGUUUGUGGGAAAUUUAAUGGGAUGGAAGAAUGGAAGAACAAUGUUUCUGAUUGUUCAUAUGUAUAUGAUGGGCUGUAUUCAGUUGAUGGGAUGACUCAAGGUAGGGGAAAUUAUGGAAAACUUGUAUUCAAGUUUGUACUUAACAAAAUUUUGGAUCAAUCCGCAAGUGUUUCCUCUCGAGAUGUUAAGAACCAACCUGCUAGUGUUUCCUCUCGCGAUGUUGUUAAGGAAACAGAAACUUCCUUGAAGAGACAGAAGUCUAAAGGUCAUGUUUUCGGCAAGGAUGUUAUUAGAAUCAAUGAUAUUUCGGAGGGGAAAGAAAAAUUUCCAAUUCGAGUGGUGACGCCAAUAAGUUGUGUGGAGAAACCUAAACCCUUUGGCUACCUAGUCAAAAUGAUUUAUCCAAAGAUGAAUCAUUCAACACUACUAGGUGGUAAAUGUAAUUGUGAAAAUGCAUGUGUUGAUUCUCUUGGAUGUGUUUGCAUAGCUAAGAAUGAUGGUGUGACAGCAGCAUAUGGUGGUAACAAAAGACUGGUUUCCCCUAUGAAAUUAUCCUUUAUAUACGAGUGUGGACCUUCUUGCACGUGUUCAUCGUCUUGCAUCAACCGAGUGAGUCAAUGUGGUAUUCAGUUCCAACUAGAAAUCUUCAAAACAAAUUCAAAGGGGUGGGGUGUUAGAACGCGAUCUUUCAUUCCAUCUGGAAGCUUUGUGUGUGAGCUCAUUGGAGAACUUGUUGAUCAAAAUAAUGGAAAAGUUGUAUCAAAUCUACAUGUUGAUGACUACAUUUAUAAUAUAGGUGGUGGUAGGUUGAUUGAUGCAAGUAGGCAUGGAAACAUUGGAAGGUUUAUUAAUCAUAGUUGUUGUCCAAACCUAUGUAUGAGAGAUGUUAUGUACGAUCACAACGAUAAGAGUGUAGCACACAAAGUGUUGUAUGCCUUAAAGGACAUAGCUGCAGGUAGAGAGGUUAGUUAUGAUUACAACAAUUGGUGCAAGGGGAAUAUGAAGAAGGUUUUGAGUAAUAUUUGCUACUGUGGUUUAUCGGAAUGCAAUAGAUAUAUUUACAAAUGA
This is a messenger RNA of Lathyrus sativus (Indian pea), 1674 nucleotides long. The record is from the annotation of a GenBank genome assembly. NCBI's taxonomy places the organism in Eukaryota, Viridiplantae, Streptophyta, Magnoliopsida, Fabales, Fabaceae.